Debaryomyces fabryi is the source of this 2349-nucleotide messenger RNA. It is a transcript of the gene RAD53, whose product is annotated as serine/threonine/tyrosine protein kinase. The transcript has a single exon. The record is from RefSeq and is a predicted model, not a curated record. NCBI's taxonomy places the organism in Eukaryota, Fungi, Ascomycota, Pichiomycetes, Serinales, Debaryomycetaceae. Gene Ontology annotation, biological process: meiotic recombination checkpoint signaling; deoxyribonucleoside triphosphate biosynthetic process; DNA damage checkpoint signaling. Gene Ontology annotation, cellular component: nucleus; cytoplasm. Gene Ontology annotation, molecular function: protein binding; DNA replication origin binding; ATP binding. Bases 1 to 2349 code for a protein of 782 amino acids.
AUGGAAUUUACGGAACCAACACAAACGCAACCGACUCAACAGUCGCCAGCGACACAGGAUGUUGAUGAUUCGGAUAAGUCGUACAUAUGUCGGUUGGUUUGUACUACUGGUCAGUAUACCCACUUUGACUUAACGCAAGAUAAAAACUUAUGGAUAAUAGGUAGAAACCUGGAAUGUGAUUAUACGCUCAAUUUAAGUACUCGGCUUUCAAAUAAACAUUUUAAAUUAUGGUUUAAUACGCAGUAUAAUACUUUGUGGAUACAGGAUAUGUCUACUAAUGGGACGCAUUUGAAUAAUAGUAGAUUAGUAAAAGGAUCGAAUUACAUGUUGAAUCAGGGAGAUGAAAUAUCAGUGGGGAACGGUAUUCCUAAGGAUGUGGUAAAAUUCGUGAUAUUGUUUCAGGAUAAGUUCAACCCAUCGAAAUUUUCGAAUCCAGACAUAAAAGAACAGGGAAUAUACAAGGAUUUUAUUGUGAAGAAUGAGGUUAUCGGGCAGGGCGCGUUUGCGACCGUUAAAAAGACGAUUGAGAGGUCUACAGGGAAGUCAUAUGCUGUGAAGAUAAUAAAUCGAAGGAAAGCGUUGAAAAAUGGAGAAUCAAUGGAAGGUGUAAAUAGAGAACUAUCGAUUUUGAGACAAUUAGACCACCCAAACAUUGUUUACUUGAAAUCAUUUUAUGAAGACAUUGAUAACUAUUAUCUAGUUAUGGAGUAUGUUCCCGGUGGUGAUUUAAUGGACUUUGUAGCAGCAAAUGGUGCAAUCGGUGAAGAUGCGACCCAAGUGAUUACCAAGCAAAUUUUGGAAGGCAUAAAUUAUGUUCAUAAAAUGGGCAUAUCUCAUCGAGACUUGAAACCGGAUAAUAUUUUAAUAAUGCAGGAUGAUCCCAUCUUGAUUAAAAUCACUGACUUUGGGUUGGCUAAGCUAAGUGACAAUGUCACAUUCAUGAAAACUUUCUGUGGGACAUUAGCGUACGUUGCACCAGAAAUAAUUACAGGUAAAUAUGAUGCUAAUGACUCAAAUAAUUACUCAUCAUUAGUUGACAUAUGGUCAUUAGGCUGCCUUGUCUAUGUGCUAUUAACAUCUCAUUUACCAUUCAAUGGUAAGACCCAAGCUCAAAUGUUUACGAAAAUUAAAAAUGCAGAAUAUCAUGAAUCACCACUAAACACGUAUAAUGUCUCUGCAGAUGGUAAGGACUUUUUAAAUUGUUGCUUACAGGUAAAUCCCAGAUUGAGAAUAACUGCACAGGGUGCAUUAAAGCAUAAAUGGUUAUCGCAUAUAAAAGACGAUAAUGAAGAAAUGAGUCUUUCGCAAUCACAAAGUCAACAAUUACGAAAGAUUGAUAAUGAUAUGGUGAGGCCGUUAGAGAAAAACCAGUUCAAGGUACCAAAAAGAGUGGUUUUACCGCCAUCCCAGCAACCCGCAAGUCAACAAAAGGCAAUUGCAAAACCAAAGAGCCAAAUCAAUGAUAAAAGACCAAUUGAAGCUAACGGAUAUGUACAUGACGAAGUACCAGCGAAUAAGACCAAGAUUCAAGGCCAAAAUAAUAGUAUAAAUGAUCAUAGUUUGCAAGACAUAACAAAUGAUAAUAUACAUCAAAGCAACGGUAAACGACCAAUUGAUUCAUCUGAACCAAUAGAUACUUCCAAAAGAAUAAAGCUAGAAAGUCUAAGUAUCAACGAAGAAGUCCCAUUAGAUACAUUUAUAAUACUUUUACCGGUUGAUAAAACAGUUAACAACAAGCCUAUUUAUAUUAGACAGGGGGUUAACCCAUACGCGAUAGGACGUAAUGAAACGUGUGAUACAUUUAUCAAUGACGAUAGAAUAUCGAAGAUACACUGUUUAAUACAAAAGAAACGUCAUCCUGUGUUAACUUCUUCAAUCUAUGAAAGUCCUGCCCAUUGUCUCGAUGAUAUUUGGCUUUUAGAUCUUAGUACUAACUCGUGUCUUAUUAAUGGCGUUGUUUUAGGAAAGAAUCGCAAAACUCAAAUAUUCAAUAAUGACAUAAUUGAUUUGUUUAAAGAUGACAAGAUAAACGAACGAAUGAGCUACAAAAUUAGUAUCAAAGACCAAACAGGACUUUUCAACCGUGGUGAACGUAUGAUUAAUAACAAAUUGGUUAAUGUCCUCAAGCAAGAUCUGAAUGACUUCAAAUUAAAACCUAAAACGGUCGUUGAACCGGCUAUUCCGGAUCAUAACAGCCAAAAGGAUAUCAUUGGAAAUGGAGGUAACUUUAAUUCCCAGCUAAGACAACAACGCAAAAUGUUAGCGAACUCUAAUAAACCAAGUCAGUCUACCAAAAGAGCUAAUUUGCAGGUUGGUCAAUCUCGCCCUUCCAAUUCGUGGUUGAGCUGA